UGUUUGAUCAUGUAUUCUCUGAUGCUCCCCUUCUUCUACUGUCCCCAAUCCAUCUGCUGAUAGAAGAGACCCUUGGGGGGCAAGUUGCACAUGCUCAGUUUGGUUUUUUUUUCUCUUGGGAGAGUGCAUGUGAUCAGCACAGGGCCAAUCAGCACUGUCCAGACAGAGGGUCAAGGGUUUCACAUCCUCCUAGAGCAGAAAGAAAGCUCCUCCUACAAGCUUUAACCAGUACUCUGCUUAAGUCAUAAGACUGCGCUAACUGCUGAUGAGAAAAGGUAUUUAGCAGUUUGUAGUUACUAA
Molecule: messenger RNA, 300 nt
Organism: Staurois parvus
Lineage: Eukaryota; Metazoa; Chordata; Amphibia; Anura; Ranidae
Source: the annotation of a GenBank genome assembly